This is a messenger RNA of Magnusiomyces paraingens, 900 nucleotides long. RefSeq lists its product as uncharacterized. Gene Ontology annotation, cellular component: cytoplasm. Gene Ontology annotation, molecular function: purine-nucleoside phosphorylase activity. Bases 1 to 900 code for a protein of 299 amino acids. The transcript has 5 exons. Gene Ontology annotation, biological process: nucleoside metabolic process. NCBI's taxonomy places the organism in Eukaryota, Fungi, Ascomycota, Dipodascomycetes, Dipodascales, Dipodascaceae. The record is from RefSeq and is a predicted model, not a curated record.
AUGACUGAAAUUUACGAAAAUGCUAAAAAGGGGGCUGAUUUCAUUGUCAGCAAGUAUCCCGAAAACUUUACUACCCCUAAAGUUGCUAUCAUUUGCGGCACUGGCCUAGGUGGCAUUGCCAAUAUUCUUCACCCCGAUAGUAAAGUGGAAAUUCCAUAUGGAGAAAUUCCAGGGUUCAUGAAAUCAACAGUUCAGGGACACGCUGGAAAAUUAAUUUUGGGCUAUAUUGGAUCAAAUAAAAUUCCCGUAAUCUGCAUGGUUGGCAGAUUUCAUUCAUAUGAGGGUUAUGAUAUUAAAGAUACUGUGUUUCCGGUCCGUGUUUUUACUGUUCUUGGUGUUUCUGUUCUUAUUGCUACCAAUGCUGCUGGAGGUCUUAAUCAAUCAUUUUCCAUUGGAGAUAUCAUGGUAAUCGAUGAUCACAUUAAUAUUCCUGGAUUGGCUGGUCUUCACCCAUUAAAGGGUCACAAUGAUGAACGAUUUGGAACAAGAUUCCAGCCUUUGAGCGACGCUUACGACCAUGAUUUGAGAUUUUUGGUUUACCAAGGUGCAGAGUCCCUUGAAAUUUCUCGAUCCAUUCAUGAAGGAACCUAUGCUUUUGUGUCUGGUCCUACGUUUGAGACUCGCGCUGAAUGCAGAUACUUACAAACAAUUGGCGCUGAUGUUGUUGGUAUGAGUACUGUCCCUGAAAUUAUUGUUGCUAGACAUGGAGGUCUGAGAACACUGGCAAUGAGUCUGGUUACAAAUGUUGCAGUCAUUGACAGACCUCCUAGUGGAAAAGAAAAACUUCCUGAAAAGAAAAUGGAUGAUGGCAUUGCCAGCCACGAAGAAGUUUUAGAAGCUGGAAAAGCUGCAUCCAAAGAUAUUGAGCAGAUUGUUAAAUAUGUUGUGAACAAUCUUUAA